GCCCAUCACACAGUAUUAAUCACUGGUUACACUGUAUCUCAGACAGUCUCUGCCCAUUACACAGCAUUAAUCACUGGUUACACUGUAUCUCAGACAGUAUCUGCCCAUUGCCCAGUCCGCCCAUUCUAAUUGGCCACAGACCCCACCAAUCACAGCCAGCCAGAUAUCCUGCUCACUUCCCCUCUAAAAAGUUUGAAUGAGUCCAGCAGCAGCUGCAGGGAGGGGGAGCAGCCCUGUGGCCUGGCUGAUGGCACACACUCUGAGCUGCCCCCUAGUAUGGGGGUUAAUAAUGCUGCUAUGGAUCAUGGAGCCCCCCAGGGCUGAUGCUGGCAAUGCAGACACAGUGAGUGCUGAGAGGAGCAUGGUGUGGGGGCCAGGACUGCAUGCUGGCAUAGAGCUGCCUGUCAGGUACUUCUACAUCCAAGCUGUGUCCAGCAGGGGCCACAACUUCACCUCCUCCCCAGGUAAUCCACCCCCCUCCCUCCCUGGGUGAUUAAUGCAUGGGGGGAGAUCUGCAGCUCUUACAGAUCCGGUGGGAAGAUAGCCUGACCCCUCCUUCUUCACCAGGACUUCCUCAUACUUUACAUCUUAACCAUUUAAAUGCUGCCUGGGCUGGGGGGUCGCAUGUUUAGCUCUGAAAUCUGAAUCAGAUCAGCUGUUUAUAUCAUUUUAUAUCUGGACAGGCUUGGUACAGGGAAUAUAAUCCAUUAGGGCAGACAGCUUCUAGAAGCUGAGCGUGCUGGGAGUUGUGACUCCCAGCAUUCUCAGACCGAGCUGAGCGUGCUGUGAGUUGCAGUGGAAAGAUAGCUUGUUUGCUGCUUUUCAGACAGUAGUGUUGCCAGGAAUACACAUGACUAAUAAUGAUUAAUAGGCUGUUCAUGAGACGGUCAGCCCUGUGCUAUGUAUAAUCUAAAUGCAACAUGCAGGAAAACAAGUCUGUAUUAUUUGAGGAUUCCUUUUUGUGUAUUAUUAUUAUUAUUAUUAUUAUUAUUAUUAUUAUUAUUAUUAUUAUUAUUGCCAUUUAUAUAGCGCCAACAGAUUCCGUAGCGCUUUACAAUAUUAUGAGAGGGGGGAUUUACCUAUAAAUAGGACAAUUACAAGAAAACUUACAGGAACAAUAGGUUGAAGAGCACCCUGCUCAAACAAGCUUACAGUCUAUAGGAGGUGGGGUAUAAGACACGUUAGGACAGGGGAUAGCAAUCAAGUUGAUACCUAUUGUUGGGCAGCACUUUUGAUGUGCCAUCUGUGUAUAUUAUUUGGUGACAUGGAAACCCUAGCAGGUAUUGGGGUUUAUUCACAGAAAUUGUACUGUUGUAAAUUGAAAUCCUAAUAGCAGUAUUAAAAGAAUGCGCCAGACAAAAAAAAAACCCACACAUCAGCUUGCUGACAUACUUUUAUGUAUCUGUAGUUUGUAGGUUUAUUUUUUUGAUAGUUUAUAAAAGUGACCAUUUCAAUAGAAUUCACACUUUUAUGAAACUUUGCUGAAAUGUAUCUCCAUGUUCAGACAGCAGAGGAGGUUAUCGCCAGGGGAGGUGUGGCUGGGGUUGCAUAAACAGAAACAAGAUUAAUUUUAACUCUUAAAUGGCAGUGAAUAGAGCAAGUGAGACUGCAGGGGCCUGACCUAUACCAGGGAUGCCCAGAAGGUAGAUCUCUGGAUGUUCUAGAACCACAACUCCCAUGAUGCUUUGCAUGCCUUUAUAAUGACAAAGCAUCAUGGAAGCUGUACUUUUAAAACAUCUGGGGAUUUACAUUUUGGGCGCCCCUGCUCUAUACACUAAAACUGCUCUAUUAAGUUAAAGUUGUUUUGGUGCUUAGAGUAUCUCCUUCAUUGCGCCAUAUUGUUUUAGCAAAUCUUUUUACUCUGAUUUGACUUAGCAUUACUUUAUGUUACUCAUGUUCACGUUAUUGAGCCGGGACAUUCUUUGCUCCGUCUGGACUUUUGUUUUUUAUUUGUCCUGCUUGGGGAUGCAUCCCCAAGCAGGGCAAACCUUGUAGGUUGACAUCGGCACACUGACUUCGUUGCCCAUAUGCUGGCGUUGGAACAAAGUGAUGUCACAUCACUCCGUUCCUAUACUCCCUACCAGCGCUAGAAGCGUGUGCUGUUGUUGCUAUGGGUGGAGACAGCAGCGUACAGAUAAUCCAUGGGGCCCUGGUGCGAAACUGAUCCGUGCCCCCCCCCCAUUCCCCAUCACCCCCCCCCGACAGACACACACACAUACCUACAUACAGGCACACAGACAGACACACAUACAGACACACACACACAACGCACACACAUACAUACAGGCACAGGCAUUCCCCAUCACCCCCCCCCGACAGACACACACACAUACCUACAUACAGGCACACAGACAGACACACAUACAGACACACACACACAACGCACACACAUACAUACAGGCACAGGCUUACAGACACACAUACAUACAAAGGCAUACAUACAGAUAGAGACAGACAGACAGACACAUACAUACAUACAUACACACACACACACAAUAUUUAAGUCACCCCCCCUCCCCCCCCCGUUUCCUACCUUUUAGGUGCAGGAGGGUGACUUUCCCCGAGGUCCAUUGGUGGCUCAGAUGGAUGGGAGUCAGAGUUCCCACUCAGACUCCCUGUUCUUCCUCCCGCGCAGGCUCUCUGUAUGCUGAGAGGAGUGACAGGGAGUCACUUCCUCCCAGCUCUGUGUGAUCCAGCACUGACCGGGCCCCCUGACAAUCCAUAUCCAUCCGGUGGCCCUGACAGCAUGGGCCACCCUUGGCGGUUUGCCACGCGGGCCAGGGCCUCAAAAGAUGAUGACGGGUACCCGGUCGCAGAGGUCCACAUGGCAGCCGGGCCACCUGGAGUGACCAGACCGGUCGCAGCUGCGACCCCUGCGAUAACAGUAUGUAUGCCAGUGGGUGCUACCACCAAUAUAACGGAUCACUUGGCACCCCGACUGGGUACUUCCACUAAAGGAUGCUCCCAGCGCUUCCUGAGGGCUCCAAGCACUCCAGCAGACACCUCCAGGCACUGGACGUUACUCAGUCCUAGGAACUCUGGAACCGAAUGGGGAAUUAGCUCUAGUCCUUACAAGGACUUUCCCCAUUGAAUCUCCUGCAAGCUGGAACAGCAGACACAGGAGGAAACAUUCUUCCCUCCAAUAACUAGACGACACACAGUUUGGAGUGUAAGCAGGAACAGACAGAGCUGUGGCUUUAUUGUUUCUUAUAAACAUAUUUUUACACAAUGUUACCACCCACAUGGAUUUGGGCUGUGCGGUCGGUCAUUUUCACUCAGAAAAAUGACUAAGUCCUAUUCGAAUAUCUUAGUCUAAGUGUGGGUUUGAAUCGUCGAACGGGACUUUGUUUUCAGCCAAAGUGUCGAAGUGGAGGAGAAGGUAAGGGUCAGCGGUGUUCGUGCAAAUGGGUAGCUGAUUUUAGUUCCAUGGAUUUGGCUGCACACACCGCUGACCGCGUUCGACUAAAGAUGGCCGCCGCCACGUGUUCAACUGUACGAACGACGGCAACCCAGCGGUCAGCAAUUAGCCUGCAGUAAUCCCCCAGCCUGGGAAGUAAAUUGGCCGCACACUUCCACUUCUUUGUGGUCCGCCUAUGCAGUAAUUGGUUCGGUAAACCCCAUUUACCGAUCCAAAUAGGAAAAAGCCACCAUCAAAGUAUUUUUUUUUUUUUUUGUCAAUCUCUUUUUUAUUGAGGCAUUAAGUUGUAUGGGAUACAAAAUGAAAGCAGGGAGACAACAAGGUACCAUACAUAUCAGGUAAAUACAAUACACUUUAAGCCAGUUUUUAGUAACUUUGAGCCUCUGUUUAUGUUAAGUAAAACAUUUCUAGGGAGAGUAACGUAGUGGCAGUAAAACGGUUGAUAUUGUAUGAAGGUAUUCAGUAACUUUGUAUCGACCAUGCUUCUCAGUAGUCUAAUCAGGCAGCUGUAUGCGAGGCUUAGGUAUCUCAAAUAGUGAAAAUUUAGGAGAUUACAGGGGGCUGGGUCGGGGGGAAGAGAGAAGCACAGGGGCAUUCACUCCAACUCCCUGCGAGCGUGUAGUGAAGUUUAGGCCAUACGCUUUGCCUAUGCACACUUUAAAUAAGUGCGUUAGCGUUGUUCCCAGUGUGAAGUGAUAAUUUGGAUUGGGUGUACCUAGCAGAUACUAGCAUGGUUAGUGAGCUUCACCGAGAGUGAUGAACCCCUACGGUUGAACAGCUAAACUUCUGGGUUGUGGGCACGUAUAAGCACUGCAAUCCCCUGAUUGCAUGGGUAAUUUGCGAGCCUGCAGCCCUUACUAUGUGUAAGUCUACCCGGCACUCGUCAGGAUGUCUCCCCCAGAGGGUCGCUUGUAACCAGGAGUCAUCUAUCUGUCGGGGUUCAGAGAGCUAAGUGUCAAGAGUGAUGAAGUAAUAAUGGGGGAUCUCAGUUCCCCUCGUCCCGGUAAUCCCUAGGCUCCCGUGGGUGCGCUGCUUCCCCGUCAUGAGUCGAACGUCGGCCUCCACCAUGUUUGUGUCGUUGGCGUCGUGUUGCGUCGCCCGGGUUAGAGGGCUCUCGUAGCUGUAUGUCCACCUUGCGUUACCCUACUUCUCUCCAACUCAUGGUGUGUCUGUCAGGAUGCGUCGGUAACGUGUUAAACAAUGUACGGGGUGGCCCUCACUCUAGGUACUCGGUUGGCCCAGCCUUAGCCCGUGUUGACUGUACCGCUUACGUCGAGCGCUAGACGUGUACGGUACGGAAGGCCUGAAGAUGUGAGAGCAGGUAGAGCAGAGUGAGCGGGGUUACAGGAAGUAAAAGAGAAGAGAGGGGGGAGUAGGGAAGCUUGACGGCAUAAGGGAAGGGUGGUAGAGGACAAUGUGGUCAUCCCGGGAUGCCCCUCUCCGGGGAGCAAUCCCUCCCUGCGCCCCUCCACAGUGGCUCCCCAAGGGCUCCCAAGGUCCUCCGAGGCCCUCGAGUGACCUAAGCAGUCUCCCCUCCAGCUGUGAGGGUGGCAUCGGUCGUUGGUUGUGUCCUGGCCGUGCGGUUCUCAGCGAUAAACAUGAGCCAUGGAGUCCAGAUCUGUAGGUAGCGUUCCGUGGUGUUCCGGAGAGAGGCCGUGAGUUGUUCCAUGCCAUGAAUCUCCUCCACUUUGUCCAUCCAGUGGACAAGAGUGGGCACCUGAGGGGACCGCCACCUGACCGGGAUAAGGAGAUUGGCCGCAUUUAAGAGGUGUCUGGUCAGGGAUUUUUUAUAGCGUGAUAAGGGUAGGGGAGUGUGGUGAAGGAGCAUCUGCAGCGGUUGAAAGGGGAGCUCUAUAUCCAUAAUGUCCUUAAUCUUUGCAUGGACUUGCCGCCAGUACGUGGCUAUCUUUUCGCAUGACCACCAAAUAUGCAAGUCAGUACCCGUCCCCGUGCCGCACCUCCAGCAGAUCUCAGAGACCUCGGGCAUCAUCCGGUGAAGCCGCGCCGGGGUCCUAUACCAGCCAGUCAGUAGUUUAUAGUUUAGCUCUUGGUGUUUGGAACUCAUGGAGCUUUGGUGGGACAGGAUGUGGAUUUUCGUCCACUGGGGGGCUGAAAGUGUGAUGCCCGCGGCCUCCUCCCAGUGUGUCAUGCGUUUCAUGGGUUCCCUGAAUGAUGCGGAGAUGAUCAUUUUGUAGAGGGUAGAGACACCGCGGGCCAUAUGAGCUUGUUGCGCACACACAGGUCCUCGAGUUCUGUGGUCGGUCUAUGGAACAGGCGUCGUCCAACGUGUGACUGGUAGUAGGUCUUAACUUGGAAGUACCGGAACCUGUCAAGGCCCGAUGGCACUGCCUCUCGUAUCAGGUCCGGGAUUUGCUUUAAUGCGUCCCCUGUACACCAUUGGUGCAUGAACGUCCAUUCCGCUUCUCCAAACGCCUCGAUGUCCCGGGGAGUGAGGCUCCCCGCGAGUUCCGGGUUGUGUGUAAUCGGGGUGAGCGGUCCCGGUGUGGUGGACAGCUGGAGCUUCGUCCGUAUGGAGUACCAGGUCCGCAGUGUCGCCCCUAUCAGAGGGUGGUUCCGGGUCCGCGAGUUCGUCAGCGGGCCUCCAAGCCAGGCAACCGCCAGGAGGGUGCCCCCCAGUUGUGCCCGUUCCAGGUUGAUCCACGCCUUGUCGGUCCUGGGCACGUGCCAAUCCACUACUCUGAGCAGGUGUGUCGCCCUGUGGUAGUCUCUUAUAGAAGGGAGGCCAGUUCCACCUCGAUCUUUCGGUUGGUGAAGGUGGAUUUUCUUCAAUCUGGGGGUCUUAGAGCACCAUAUAAACUGUGUGAUGGCUGCCUUGACGGAUCUGAAGAAGGAGAUAGGCGGGUUAAUGGGGAUGGUUUGGAAUAGAUAAAGGAAGCGGGGCAAGAGGUUCAUCUUUAUAGCAUUUAUUCUUCCGAACCAGGACACACAGAGGCCCGCCCAGCGUGUCAGGUCUGUUUUCAAAUUCCUUAAGAUAUCUCGCCGGGAAGCCGUCCGGGCCCGGGGCCUUGUUCAAUUUGGCGCCCUUCAGCGCUAAUUGGAGUUCUUCCAGAGUUAGAGGGGCAUCCAGUUCCUCCGCCUGCUCGCGGCUUAAGGUGUUCAUUACGUGACGUUGGAGGUAUGCCUCUAUCUCUGUGUCCCUGCGGCGGUCGGCCUCUGCGGAGUGGUCUGUGGGUAAAUUAUAAAGCUCUUCGUAGAAUCCGCGAAAUGCGCCAAUUAUUCUAUCUGGUAGCUGUGAGGUCGACUGGUCUCUAGUCUUGAUCUUCGUGAUGUGGCACAGUCGGCGCCUCUUUUGAAGCGUCCGGGCUAGAAGACGGCCACACUUGUUGGAAUACUCGUAGAAGAAGCGUUGGUAUUUACGGAUGGUGUACUGUAGCUUCCCGUGCAGAAUAUCCCUUAGGGACUUCCUGGCGCUCAGGAGUGCUCUAUAGUUAUCGGCCGUCUGGGUGGUCUUGUGGUCAUUUUCCAAUUGUGUGAUUUGUGCGGUUAGAUCCUUUAUACGCUGUUUCUGCGUCCUGCUCCGGUGUGAGCAUAUUUUAAUGAGCAGUCCCCGAAUGACGCACUUAUGCGUUUCCCAGAUCGAGAGUGCCGGGAUGUCCGGGGAUUCGUUUUCUUUGAAGAAGUUGGUGAGAGCCGUACGGAUGUCCGCGGCAAUAGGCAUGUCGGUAAGGAUGGAUUCGUUCAUGCGCCACUGGCGCUCAGUCGGGCGGAACAGUGGGGAUCGAAUUCGUACAGAUACCGGUGAGUGGUCAGACCAUCCCAUGGGGUGUAUGUCUGCCGAAAGGAGCAUGGGUAAUAGCUCCUGGGCCAGGAACACGUAAUCCAGUCUGCUAUAUCAUUUGUGGACUGUAGAGUAAUAAGUAAAAUCUGUGUCGCAGGGUUGAAGCGCCCUCCAGGCAUCCACAAGACCAGCGUCCCGCAGCCCAUUUCUGAUGGACCUCAAGCCAUGUGGUGAGAACGAGCUCACUCCUCUGGACGUGUCCGUUCCCGGUUCCAGGGCGACAUUCAAGUCCCCGGCCAUUAUUAGAAAGCCCUCGCAGAACCUCUCCAGCUUGGUCAGCGUCUGUCUGAGGAAUUUGCGUUGGUGUAUGUUUGGGGCAUAUACACAGGCAAAGGUGUAUGUGCAUUCAGCUAUAGAGCCUUUGAUGAAGAGGGAGUGUCCCAUCGGGUCCGACUCAGUCCCCAUACAAAUGAACGGAACUGUGCGGGCCAGUAAGAUUGCCACUCCUGCCUUUUUUGUCGUAGAAUGAUUUGCAAAGUAACCCAGUGGGAAUCGUGAGUUGCGCAGCGAUGGGCCCUUGUCCCCCAGGAAGUGUGUCUCCUGGAGGAACGCUAUAGAUACCUUCUCGCUCCACAGGGUGCGCAAGAGAUGCGAUCUCCGCUCCGGCACGUUGAGGCCCCUGGUGUUAUUUGACCAGAUGUGGAGAGGCGCAGGAGUGAAUCCCGAUCCCAUUGUUCCAGGCAAAGGAGGAGUGAGGAAGGGGGGGAAGAAGCUAACAGGUGAGAGAGUAGGAGAGGAUUUAGUUAGGACCCCUCAGGGGUCACAGAAACUCGACACCGGGGGAGGAUGAGUCGCGCGGGCCACUCCUAGGGGGUGGACCACCGUCUCCCACCAAGUUUAGAUGUGGUGUCUGUCGCGGGGCACUAGACCAAGCGAGCACCGGCACAGCGCCCGGUCUGGGUGGUUAGAUCACAAUGUAACCCACGUGCCCAGUGUGGGUGUUCUCUAACUAUGUAGGAUGGGCUUGUCAGUUCAUUGCAGUCAAUACCCUCCAAGGGUGUCGGUUAGGUGUGUGUGAGUCAAAACCACUAGUCGUCUGCCCCCCUGGCCGAGGGUAUGUAGGCAGGUCAGUAUGCGUGGUGGCUGUCAAUCCCAGUCAGUCAUUUCGGGAACCGUCUGCGGUCAUUCAAGUCCGGGGGGGGUGGCCCGCCCUCCCCGGGGUCGCUGGUGUCACUGAAGUGUAGAAGGGCACCCCUGUCUGCCUGGGGACCGUGUGUGAUCACGGCCUCCUUGACUUUUAGUCCUCCCCAGUGGCAAGCGAGUCUGUCUUGGCCGGCCAUAGGUGGUCCAUGGUCACUUCUCCGUGGGUCAGCGGCAGUAUGGCUAAGUGCGGGCAGGGUCGGGGCAACAACCAUGGGUGUGGGACUCUGGCAGGGUGGAUGGCGUAAAACCGUUUGGAGCGUUUAGGCCGAUGUUGUCGUCUUCUACCUUGGUUUGGGCCUGGGUCCCCCGUGUCUCAGUCACCCAGAAUGCAGGAGUGUGUGUCCGCCAGACUAAGGUCACCUAUCAUGGGAGCUGUCCUCGGGCUCGUGCGGUCCCAGUCUCUCAAACCCGUGCUCCUAACCCCCUACCUCCCCCAUCUAGAGGCGUCCCCACCUAGCCCCUGACAGAUCAAAUCCUCGGCUCCAAUCUAUCGUGCAGCUAAUUAGGCAAGUCGUGAGUGCAGUGACCAAAAUACAUCCUACAUUAAAAUACAAGGCUUGAGAUCUGGUGGUGAGGCCCCGAACAAUAGGUCCCUGUACGGCCGCCUUCUGAGGGAAGGAGUCCCAUAUGUCCCGCCCCGACCCCUCUCCCUUCCCAAAGAUCCAGCAUAGACCAUCGGUGUGAAGUGACCCGGAGUAAAGCCCCAGCUAAUAUGUAGGCAGUAGUCCCUGGCCGUGUAAUUCACCCAGGUAUCACAGAAUCCCUUGGUGGCUGUUAUUCUCAUGUGCACGUGGCGUUGGCAGGGCCAUGUCGUACCGUGUGCAGCAGCUACGGAGAGUCACAGACCUGUGAGCCAGUCUGAGUAUCCCCCUGCCCACAGACCCCCCCCCCCAAAUAUCAGUCCGGAGAUGUGGUCCCCAGCAAAGACAGACAGCCCGCCAAACCCCCAGCUGACCUGUGCGAUAGCGUCCUAUUCUUCUGGGCCGUUCGGCCCACCUCUCCUGCGCGGCUCCGGUGGUCUACCUGUAGCCGCAUCGGCGUCCUGCAGUGGCAGCAGUGGAUCUCUUCGUGAAGCAGUCGCUUCGUCCAGAAUCCAGUUGCGUAUUCUCGAUGGUGCUAAACCCAGGGCCCUCUGGAACCUUGGGACGUCUUCAGGCCAGCGGGCCGUGAUCCAGGCAUUCCCAUGUUUCGCCUGCAGACUGAACGGGAAACCCCAGCGAUACGGAAUCCCCUUGUCUCUCAGGGCACUGGUGACCCGCCUCAGGGCCCGCCUCGCAUCUAGGGUGAGGCUAGAGAGAUCUUGGUACAGUGAGACUGCCGUUCCUCGAAACUGUAUGGAUGGAAGGCCCCUGGCCGCCGCCAUAAUUCUGUCUCUUAGGCCUGGAGCGGUGAUGCAGCAGACUACGUCUCUGGGGCUGCCAUCCUGUCUCGCAGGCCCCAUGGCUCUGUGAGCGCGGUCUAUGGUGAGCGUAGCGGGCGGUACAGCUCCGAGGAGCUGUGUAAACAGCGCUGACAGGGUGUCUGGGAGCGGCUCGUCUUCCCUUUCAGGCAGGCCGCGAACGCGGAUAUUAUUGCGUCUGCUUCUGUUCUCCAAAUCCUCCACUUGUCUCCGGAGGGUAAGGAGCAUGUUACCCUGCCUGGUAACUGCCACUUCUGUUGCUCUGUGCUGGUCGUCACAGCCCCUCGCCACCGACUCCAUUUCAUCUACUCUCUGCUCCAGGGUGGACAGAUCUUCGCGCAGGCCUGCCAGCUCUUCCCUCAGUGCAGCUCUGAGUUCCUGUACUAUGGGGCCUGUAUCAGCUUUGGUGAGCAUCCUCCUGGAGAUCUGAGAGAGCUCCAUUCUAAUUUGAGACAGGUCUCCUGCUUGGUUGGAUUCCGACUGGGAGUCUCCCGUCAUCUCUGAGUCCGGGGACCCGGGCGCCAUCUUGUCCACAUGGCGGGUGCCGCGAAGGUCGGACGGGGUGGCGAUAAAAUCGUCCAUGGGGCCGGUAUUACGGUGCGGGGAGCUUGCCGCCGCAGCUCCCGAGGAUAGGGGCUUCUUUGUUCUCACCAUCGCCUCUCUUUGCCGUGCUUUGAUAGCUAAUUUAGCCGGCCAGGGGUGCAGAGCUCUCGCACCAUGCUCGUCCAGGCCACGCCCCUCACCAUCAAAGUAUUUUAAAGGUCUGGGGACACAUUCUUAAAGGGGCAUUGUUCCCAAAAGUCUCAAUAUGCUCCAAUAACAGUUUUAAAGGGCCAUACACCACAGGUCCAUAAUCUUGGGGCAAAAGGUAAGCAAUCAGGUCCCUCCAGAACCCAGUGGCGAGAGUAACUUUCGCCACACUGUGAGCAGUCUUUUCUGCUCUCUCUUGGAAAGGGGCUGAGGAAGGGGACAAUGACACACAAAGGGGCUGGUGGAAAGUAAGAGGCACACAAAGGGUGUUGUAAGACACAAAAUGGAAAAUGCAGAUAUAAUUCACUAAAGGGGAUGUAAGGCACAAAAGGGGUCUGAGAAACACACAGGUGAAAAUGACAUUUUUAGUGGGGGUGCAAAAUUCAUCUACACCUGAGCAGUCAAAAAUCCUUGCACCGGCCCUGAUGGGUGUGUGUGUGUGUGUGUGUGCUCAGGUAUGUAUUCCAGGAGAAAGAAAACUCAGUUGUUUCUUUUUAAAAGGUGCUUUUGGUGUGGUGAUGAAUCUCGGUGACAGAGUUGGAGUUCUCUGCCUACACGACCCCUAAAAAGCAUUAUUUUAACUUAUUCGGUUUUGUGCAGAGAUUUUUAUAAGUUAAUAGAUGCUAUUUCUGUUGUGUAUUAAGAUGUGUUGAAAUGAUAAUAGGUAUGUUAUUUUGUGUAUGCUCAACUGUUAACCGUAUGAAGAAUUUGUAUUUUAAACACAGUACUGUUAUUUCCAGAACUCCCUUUUGGGUUUAAUUACUAAACUGGGAAUUGGCAAGAAUACUCAUAAACAUUGCAACGUUUAGGCCAAAUAUCUGAGCUGGGAAAACAAUGCUGACUUUUUUUUCCCCCAAGAUGUUAGCCUACAAUUUAAAAUUGUCCUGUGGAUUCUUGCUGAUUUCUCAAAUAAAUAAAAAUCCAAUGUCAUUUUUGGAGGUGGGGAAAGGGGUUGGGUGGAAUGUUUAUUGAUUUAUAUCUUCUAUGUUUUCUAAACUAUUAUAUAAUCUUCUUUUCAUUCUUUUAGCAUUCUGAGACUAGAAUUCCUCUUGAAACAGGUUGCAGUAUUAAUCUCCAGUGGAAUCAUGCAUGCCCACUAAUGAAUAUACAUUCAAUUUUUGUUUUGUAUGUGUUUUACAAAGAAAAAAGACAAACUUAAAAAUCUUUUUUUCUCCUAGGAGCAAAAAUAUUUAAGGUAACGAUUAAAGCUCUAUCUUCAAAUGAGUAUAUAAGAAUCCAUGUCCCCGAUCCCUUGGACAGGAAUGAUGGAUCCUACGUCAUGAGAUAUCGCAUGUACGGCAGUGUUACCGAGGGACUAAUUAUUGAAGUACUCCAUGGGGAUAAACACGUGGCUCAGUCUCCUUAUAUACUGAAAGGUAAGGGACCAGUUACAUAACAAAUAACAUUAAUAUCGGCUUUGGUAGGUCCCAGAAAUACUUGGGGUUACUGCUUACAGAUUCUGUCUUUUAACACAUCUAUCUGCCAUCCAUACAGAGAAUCUGUUCAUUAUUAAAGGAUCCGUUGGUUUUUUUUUAGGAACUGGAUCUGAGAGGGUGACCGAAGUGUAGAGCCAUCCUUAAAAAUAGUAGCCAAGAGUAACCAAUAUUUAAGCAUUCCCCUGUGUUUUACCUGUGCAGUCGUAUCUAUGUAAAGGGAACAUUUAAAACAAUUUAGCUUUUUACGGGAGAUUUUUUAAAGUACUCUCCUAACAAGGGCACAACCACAUUCUCCCUCCGAUGCCCAACAUCCGUAUUUCUACAUGCGCACAGCAGACUGUGUGUAGUGUCAUUGAGUCUUCUGAGGCUGGUCACUUAACUAGAAUUCUGGCUACAGACAUAACUGUCACAACACUACGGCACACCUACAGUUUUUGAUCACCUUAUAGUUUCUUGCUUUGGAUUCUCGGUGACUAACAGAAUAACAAAACAUACAAGGGAAACGUAGAGUGAAAUAAAGAAUGACAGGCCAGAGGUCAUUGCACAAGACAGACAUAUUAACUCUUAGCUUACUGCUACUACUUAUUAUAAUGACAUCCUAUUAGACGUCAUAAAUUUUCUUUUUUGGACAUACAGAUUAUAAAUCCAUGUAAACAAAAGGUAUUAAUGUUUGUUUUUGUUCCUUUAUUUAUUUUAUAAUUCAAGUGGGUUUUGUUUAUACAAACUAAUGGAAAGCACACAAGCAGUUAUUCUAGUGAUGUAUCUUCACUUUGUCUGGAAACAAUGUUCGGUAGGUGUGGUGAUCCAUUAACAUUUUCUGUCUCUUAAUGUCUGUACAGAUACUCGAGCACUCUGCCCUGGCUUGUCAAGGGAUCAGUAAAGGAUAUACUUGUUUUAAUGCGAGGGCCUCAUAAAUCCCUUCCUGUGCCCUUCCCUUAUUCAGUAAUAAGCAGCACUUGCUGGUGCCAAGUUACAUGACACCGUAUACUUUACAGGCAACGCCAGCUAUUGUAAAUGUCCUAACCACAGAUCAAGAGUGGCUGCAGGAAAACCAAUGGGAUUUAUUUGCUAAACUGUGAAGCAUUUAAAUGGUUAUUCAAUAAACUAGGUAUUCUUAGGGAAUGACCACGUAGUUCCUAAUGAACUAGUAUACUCCAUGUGUGUCCCUAAAUCAUCCUCUUCCCAAAACUCUUCAAUUCAUGUCCUUGUAUCACUUUUAUGUCAAUAACACUUUAUUUCCAUGAAUAGUUCAAAUGUGACUGAGCCACUUUAAAUGACAACUGUAUUUUUGAUAAAGCACUCCCUUUCUCCAAUCCUAUCUAAAGAAAUGAGGAUUAUCUGCUUUCAGAAAUAAUUUAAAUUGAUUUGUAAAAUCAAACAUUAACUGUGCACUCUAAACAUCAUAACUACUACAACUCAGUGCGUUGGUUAUGGUGGAAACAGAAUAUGGACACAUCCUUGGCUGCCCGCCCCUCUUUAUUUUAUCAGACUAUUUGGGAGUAGUUUAACAAAUAAAAAAACGGCUUGUCUCAGCACCAAAAACAUGCCCUCUCUGCAUCUGCAAUGAUAAUAUAGAAAUUACAAUUCUGUCCAACCUGGAUGACCGUGAUUGGCUGAGAUUACUGUGAACUGAGAAAGGCUGAAAUCGCAGUCUAUCACUGCUUUCCUUUCUUGGAAAACAUUGAUAUUGUGUAAGUGAUUGAUUAUUCCAUAUUAUCAAGUCGUCUGGACCAAAGUGCUAGGGGGAGUCUGUUGUUGUUGUUUUUUUUUUUUUUAAAUUUUAUAAAAAAAAAUAAAAAAAUGAAAAACACGACCUGGAUUUGUUGCCCAUACCCUCUUUGCACCAUAAAUACUACACUAAAUUGUAGUUAACAGAAAGAUAAUGGGUCAGCGCUAAAAAAUCAAUAGAACCUAAGGACAAAUGGGGAAGCAGCAACCUAUAGUAUUGAGGUUCCCUCUCGUACCCUCAAAUAAGAUAGACAGACGAAAAGAUAAUAUAUAGGUUGCGCUAUAUGCUCAUAAACAAAAGGUAAAUGGAAUGAGACAAAUAUAUAUGAAUAAACAGGAAAAAUAAUCCCAGUGAUAAAAAGUCUUUUAUAUAAAACCUGUAAAAAUGCUUGAAUAUAGAAUGAGUCCAAUGGGUAGCUGGGUCUUCUGAUGUUGAAGAUAUCUCAGUUCAAUAGUGGGUGUAUGAACAUGUAAAAGAGACAGAGAGACUCCAAUGGUAAAGAUUGCAGAUCGACAAAUUGGUAGAUAAAAAUUCUAACAGAUGAUCCACUCACCUAUUUAUGAGCAUAAACUAGCUCAAGUGGUUAUAGCGUUCAGUGGCGUUGAUCCUCCACUGGUAGGAUAUAGGUGGUGAAGAUAUGAUGAGCUCCUCAGUAUAUAGAGAGAUAAGAAAACGAUAUAGUGCUCACUGAAAUAAUAGAAAAGUCAAUGGAUAAAAGCGGUAAAAUACUCACAUAUAUAUACUGCUCAAUAUAAUGGCGUAGGUGGUAUUAUCCCCACCUAGGAUUCUUGGGCAAAUGUGUGCUCCGAUGUAGCAGGUACCAGGUAUAAAAUACUAAAAAGUUAUAUAAAGGCUAGUAAAAAGGCCAAUAUUCCUUUAUUAAUAAUAACAGAAUAGAUAUAUAUAACAAAUAUAAAAACAGCCAAAACACGUUUCGUCUCACAGGGCUUUCUCAACUGGCAAUAGAAAAUAACAACCUGGUACAUAGAUGCUUUUAUAAACUAUCUGAGCAUAUGCAAAUUCAAAAUUUGGUGCCAAAAUGACGUCAUCAUUAAAAUACAGAAAUACAAAGAAAAGUACAAAUCUUAAAGAUAUUCAUAAUAUAAUGAUCUAGGAAUAAUCCAAACUGUUUGAUUCAUUAUUAAAAAUGAACAUUAUAUAAAUUAAACGAUAAGAUGAAUAAAACUAAUGAAAUCAUGUGAUCGCGCGGUCACAUGGUGUGGCUAAAGUACUAUAGGAAAUGUAUGCUGAACGUCAAAUUGCUAGAUGUCAGCAUACUAGGCGGAGAGUAAUAAGAGCCACGUGGUCGCGAGCUCCCGCGACCACGUUGUAUAGCUGGGAAGGCUAUGGGAAAUGUAUGCUGAAAUCAGCAUACUAAAAUGUCAUAAUGGUUGGCGGAAAAUAGUGACAACCACGUGAUCGCGAGCAUCCGCGACCACGUGGUAUAACAUAAAGAACCAUGGGAAAUGUAUGCUGGGCCAGAGAUCGGCGCAAACAUACACGCCCCUCUCAUGGCACCAGCAUACAUAAUCCAAAUAGCUCAAAAUAAGGACAAAAUACCUGGCAAAUAGUAAACCACAUGUAAUGGCAAAAAGAAAAGGUUAAAAAAAUUAUAUGACAAUUUGUACAAAACAUAUUAUAGAAACACAUAUUAAGAAAGAAUAAGCCUCUAAGGGGUGGGCACUUUCAUAUAUGAUGAUCCAAAAGUUAGGGGCAUUCUACUGAAUAUAAUACCAUAGUAUUUACAGUAAAAGUUAGAGGCAUUCCAAUGAAAAUAAUACCACAGUAAUUACAAUGAUAAAAACCAUAUAAAAACACAGUAAAAAAUUAAAAAAAAAUAUUGUUUUAAUUAAAAAGUAUUUUAUAUAUAUAAACAUUAUAAUUAUAUUAUAAAAAAAUGAAAAGAUCAAAAUCUGCAUUUAAGCCAUUAGGACAGAGGGUUUUUAGUUGGAAAACCCAAUUCAUCUCUCUUUUUCCUAAGAUUUUUUUUCAUAUCAUUAAAUUGUAGUUGUUGAAGUGCUUAGAUUAACAAUUCAAGCUGAAUAAUUACACCAAUUACUUUCUAGAAACAGGACUAUAGAAGUAGCUGGAUUGGUUGGAAUGCAGAUCUAGUUUGUAGUCCAUUCAAGUUCUGCUAAAUAACCCCAUAUCGUUAGACACUAGGUCAGGCUGGCCAAUAGUGGUGCAUUGGGACAUAUGCAGGCUUUUCCAGAACUGUCCGAUUACAGCAAGAAACAUUAAAAUGGGCUGUAUAAAGUAGACAAAAAACACAGGAAGAAUCUGUUCGCUGAAAGCAAAUCCAUGUGUACCUAUACGUGGAAAAAAAAAUAUAUAUAAAGGUAAUUAACUCAAAUUAUACAAAUUGGGAUAAGCCAAUGUAUUUCCAAUCCUCACAUUUUCUAACUGCCCAUUUCAAACACCAAAUUGACUGUAAGGUUUAGUUUUGCAUUGUUGUAUUGUAAUUCAGAGAAUGUCCGCAAUGAUGUUGAAAGGGGAUUAACAAAAAGAAAUGUACAACUAUACUUUCUCAUUUUAUUUAGGACCAGUUUAUCAUGAAUACUGUGAUUGUCCUGAAGAAGAUUCACAUAUAUGGCAGCAGACUCUUUCAUGUCCAUCCAAAGAAACACAAAUUUCAAAAGAUUUUGCCCCAUUCCCUAUCAUAGACCUGGAAAGGAUGCUGGAAGAGGUCCCCCGGAGGUUUGCUGAGAAGAGAGGUGCCAUUGUUCAUUAUACUAUUCUCAAUAAUAAUGUCUAUCGGCGUUCCUUGGGCAAGUACACAGAUUUCAAAAUGUUCUCGGAUGAGAUACUGCUAUCGUUGUCAAGAAAGGUAUUUGCCAAGAUUUGAUAUCAAAAACAUAACUUCUAACUAUAAUCAUUUUUUAGUUGGUUGAACAAAGGAAAGCAUGCUUUAGGUAUUUAGGUAUUUGUGGUUUAUAUUUUGAAGGCCUGUUUAUUACUACUUUACCUAAGGCUGUUGUCUCUACACAUGAGUCACAUGAAUAUGGUUGUUUCAAAAGUAUUCUGAAUAUAAUCGUAAUCCAACUUGUUGUAUUGUUUGUGUUUUUUUUUAAAUGUAUUUAAUUAUCUGAACUUUUUAUUUUUUUAUAAGGUCCGCUUGCCAGAUUUUGAAUUUUAUAUAAAUGUUGGAGACUGGCCUGUGGAGCAUCGAAAAGCCAAUGAUACUCCUGGACCUCUGCCAAUGAUUUCGUGGUGUGGCUCUGUUGAUUCACUUGACAUCAUUCUUCCAACCUACGACGUCACUCACUCAAGCCUUGAAACCUUACGUGGUGUGACUAAUGACCUUCUUUCUAUUCAAGGACACACUGGUACAUUAAUUAUUUGACAUUUCAUAUCAAGCCUACGAAGUUAUACACAUUUGUUUGCUCAUACCGUUAUCAGCAUUCUGGUCAUUGCCUAAGACGUGAAAUAGCUUUCACAAACCUACAGCUACAAGCUGCUCUAUGUAGUUUCCCUCUUAUGCAUAAUGAUUGAUCCAUAAAUUCAACUUCUCUCAUUAGGCCUAUCACACUUUCUGCUCCAGGACCACAAAUCCCUAAAUCAAGCAUCGCAUGCCACAAUUCCUAGGGAUUUCUGCUCGCCCAGGCUGAAUUUUCACUCCUCAAAGGCUAGUGGAGAGUGGAAAUUUGAUCCUAGCCUCAAAGUGACCUUGUACUCCAGAUACUCUGAGGACUGGUCAAUUUUAAUGGGAUUUGGUAGGACAUUACUUCUGUUACCAGGUUGCUGUUUCCAAAUGUAGUCUCAGUGGUACUAACCUGAAAAUAAACUGCUGAAGUCUGCUUUUCAUAACUUGGUUUUAGAAUGGAUUUUACUUCAUUCCAUAAAUUCGUGGGUUUCUUUUUGGUUUUUUUAUGGUUGCAUCUGAAAUAGAAUUUCGCACUAUUAAAGGACCACUCUAGGCACCCAGACCACUUCAGCUUAAUGAAGUGGUCUGGGUGCCAGGUCCCUCUAGGAUUAACCCUUUUUUUUAUUUUUUUUAUUUUUUUAUAAACCUAGCAGUUUCAGAGAAUCCAGCCUCUAAAGCCUCUAGUGGCUGUCUCAUUGACAGCCGCUAGAGGCGUUUGCGUGCUUCUCACUGUGAAAAUCACAGUGAGAAGAUGCCAGCGUCCAUAGGAAAGCAUUGAGCAUUAACAAUUCAAGCUGAAUUGAGAAUGCUUUCCUAUGAGACUGGCUGAAUGCGCGCGCAGCUCCUGCCGCGCAUGCCCAUUCAGCCGAAGAGGAGGAGAGGAGGCGGGAGGAGUAGGAAAGCUCCCCGCACAGCGCUGGAGAAAAUGUAAGAUUUAACCCUUUGCUCGCCAUCCAGCCCGGCGGAAGGGUGUCCCUGAGGGUGGGGGCAUCCUCAGGGCACUAUAGUGCCAGGAAAACGAGUAUGUUUUCCUGGCACUAUAGUGGUCCUUUAACUAUGUGCUAUAUUAAGAUUACAAAAUUAAAGUGUGUCUGAGAACAGAACAUGUAAUUGUGAAGUGGAAUAUGAUGGCACUAUAAAAAUGAAAAUAAAUAUUAUUCAUUAAAGUUUACUGAUUUAAUUUCAGGUCCGUCAUGGAGUAACAAAACAGAGCAAGCCUUCUUCAGAGGACGAGACAGCCGAGAGGAACGUCUUCAGCUUGUCGAAAUGUCCCAGAAGUACCCAGACUUACUGGAUGCUGGCAUUACUGGCUAUUUCUUUUUUCGGGAGCAAGAAAAAUUACUUGGAAAAGCGCAACUUAUGGGGUUCUUUGAUUUCUUUAAAGUAAGUUCGUUUUUUUUUUUUUGUUUUUUUUUUGGGUUUCACCUUUUAUUGAAUUGAUAGUACAGAGUAGACUUUGUCAACAUACAGAUCAAUUCAUCUCAAACAAAACCCUUUUGACUCCUCUCGUACAGAGGUUUAAAAAACAAUUUAGUUAUGUAACGGAUUACCUGGCACCCCGACUGGGUACCUCCGUUGAAGGAUGCUCCUAGCACUUCCAAAGGACUCCAAGCACUGCAGCAGACACCAUAACCACCGUAGACUCCUCCAGACAGCAGGGCAGGAACAAGCUCUUACAAGAGCUUAGUAGUGAUUUAGAAAGGGAAUAUGCAGAGCAUAGCAAUCCCUUGUAGCAGAUUCCCCCAAUAAGAGACGGCACUCCAAAUUGAGGGUGAAGUAGAACUGCCAGAGCUGUGGGUUUAUUGUUCUUAUAUACACAUUCUUACACAUUAGUACCACCGACAGGGUUUUGUAAAACAACCAAUAAACACAUACAAUACACUCAGACACUCCCACACAAAAUCCUCCCCUCUGCCUGUGAUACAAUUACCUUACACAAUGGGUUAAUGUAAUUAUCACAGGCAGGAAAAUACAGUUUUACACAAUAUUCAUAACUUUAAAAGUAUGCAUCACAUUCACAUAAAACUUACAUUUUCAGAAUCCGCAUACUCCAAAUACGUCAAAAUUUGGUCUAGUGGGUCAAAAGUUAGAUCAAAGUCCUUUGAGACCAAAUGAAACAUGGCUUUUCUGCCAAAAAACUGUUCCACAGAGUCUUCUAUCCUGGAGAUAAUUGGGAAGUAAUCCAAUUAUCUCCAAGGACAGAGGCAAAACCCCAUUAGCCACAUGGUAGCAAAAGACAAUAAAAUACAUAAAAAUAUAUAGCUGUGCAGCUAUUGCAUUAAACAGGUACAUUAAACAUAUCCCCAGAUAGCUUAGAUCUGAGCGCACAUUAUUACUGAAUGGCGCUCAGAUCACAUACAUACAGUUCAAUUGCCAUGGAGCCAAAGUCUUUCACAUAGUCUUUCGUUAUACGAAUGGGCUCCAUGGCAUAGCUAACUGGGGUAUCACUGUUCAAAUGACCCAGCUUUCGGGUCUUUGCGAGGAAAAUCAAGCAUUUCAACAUGGGGCCAUAGUCACAGGGCAGGAGGCUGGCAAUCAGUCUUCUCCAAUGCCCAGUGGCGAGGCUGGUUCCGCCACAAGUUGUUUGUAGUAAACAAUCAUUGGAAGUUAUUUUGGGGAUCUACUAUAUUCAAAUGCAAAGGUUUGUGCCAUUUAAGGAUCAACAUACGACCCAAAGAAAAUCUGUGAGGGACAGCCUUUCAUAAUCAUUAUACGCCCCUGAUGGAGGAAAUGUAAAACCAUAGAUUUUAGUAGGCAAAAUGAACCCCUAUCCCAGAGGGAGGCUCUUAGUAAAAUGGAAUAUGAAAUCAAAUAGAUCUAUCUUUAAAAGUCUAGUAUUUAUAGGCAAAAGCAAUCUUACAAGACCAUGUUCAGGUGGUAUACCACCCCUAUCAAAUUGUAUCAUAUGCAUAGAAUUUCUACUAACUUGCUGGAGACUGUGUGGGCAGUGGUUUACCGGUUACAUGUGAUGGGAAUGCCCACAGGCACAGAUCUUUUGGGUGAAGGUGGGUGAACAAACAUUUUUAAAAAGCAAUUGGCCCUAGACCCCUGGAUCUCUUUACUGUCCAGACCACUAGAUGGGUGGACCAGCACGAAACAAAAACUGCCCCAUAAUAUAACUGUAGCAGCCCAAUGAGCUUUUGGCUCAGAUGUAGCUAAACCCUGCCAUUCCUCCUAUCGAUACGGCACUCCUGAAACCUAAGGACAACUACUUGGUGGACAUGCUAACCGCUCAGGUCAGGGGUAACGUGAAAACCUUUACAAAGAUCUGGAACCAUGGGAGACUUACAUUGUCAACCCCUAAGACUGCAUUGGCUGUUUCGUGACAUGGGGACUGGUAGUGUGGCACAGGUGAGCCCUGGGAGUCGCUCCAUCUGUGUAAUAAGACCACUUUCUCUUCUUCUCUUUCUUUGCUUUCUUUUUCUAUUUCUCUCUUCCCUAUAUUAUAAUCCUCAAUGUGGUUUUCCACCAAGACAGAGCUAGAAUCCAUGAGGGGUGGGACAUGAUACCUCUGUAAGUACUUUUGCAUUAAGACAAUGGGUAACAAUGCCCAGAGAUUCUCGUGCUUUAAAAGAUUACUUCUAGUGGGCUACCAUUGUGAUAAAAAUAUGAAUAUGGUCUUCUCACUAAACAAGUCUCAUACUAUUGCUUAUUGUUGGUGUGUUCCAAUGGCAUCCUUCCCUAUGUUUGAUGCUUUAUACUAUAUCCAAUGAUUUUGUAUUUCAUUGUCCUGACCACUGUCGAUGUUUUUCUUUUUUUUUUGUUCUCGCUGCUCAAGUAUAAAUAAAGAAUGGGAACAUAGAAACAUAGAAUGUGACGGCAGAUAAGAACCAUUCGGCCCAUCUAGUCUGCCCAAUUUUCGAAAUACUUUCAUUAGUCCCUGGCCUUAUCUUAUAGUUAGGAUAGCCUUAUGCCUAUCCCACGCAUGCUUAAACUCCUUUACUGUGUCAACCUCUACCACUUCAGCUGGAAGGCUAUUCAAUGCAUCCACUACCCUCUCAGUAAAGUAAUACUUCCUGAUAUUAUUUUUAAACCUUUGUCCCUCUAAUUUAAGACUAUGUCCUCUUGUUGUGGUAGUUUUUCUUCUUUUAAAUAUAGUCUCCUCCUUUACUGUGUUGAUUCCCUUUAUGUAUUUAAAUGUUUCUAUCAUAUCCCCCCUGUCUCGUCUUUCCUCCCAGCUAUACAUGGUGGGGGGGGAGGGAAGGAACAAAUUAAAACGGGAGAUAUUUCUUUAAGUGCAUGUUCUCCAUUUGUUCCUGUAGUACAAAUACCAAGUGAACGUUGACGGAACGGUGGCAGCUUAUAGAUUUCCAUAUCUCAUGCUGGGUGACAGCCUUGUAUUGAAGCAAGCGUCUCCAUACUAUGAACACUUUUACUCUGCGCUAAAACCAGGCAAACACUACAUUCCUAUCAAACGAAAUCUCAGUGAUUUGAUUGAAAAAAUACAGUGGGCUAAGGUAAGCUCGUUACUCUACUUUGAUUCAAUUUAACUGACUUUAAAAAUCUGUAUAAUCUGUGUCUAACCUGCCCAUAAGUAUAGAUAGGUGCAUCAUAUUAGACGUGUUUUCCAUUUUUUUAAUUUUUUAUUUUUUUUUACCAAUUUGCAUGUAUCUUUCUCCUUGUCACGGCUGCUAGUGUGGUCCAACACGCAGAAACUAUGUAAACAUAUACAUAAAAAAGGAAAGGGGGGAAAAAAAAAGGACCGAGCGUAAACCGGACCUUAGAAUGGCCAGACUAAUACGCUAGAGAUAGAGAAUGGUCAAAGGGAAAGCCGAGGUCAAGGAAGCCAGAAAUACUCAGAUACCGUUUAAACAAGCCAAGUCAGGGGAACCAGAAUAACCAGGGAAAAGCCAAGAUCAGGAUACCAGGAAGUAAUAUUCACAAAGAUAAACGCACUGCUGUUCAGUUUGGACAGAAUCACACUGGAUAAUGCAGACGUAUAGAUUCAGUAUUGUCAAUGCAACUGAGAUGGUGGUGGGGCUUCGAGUGCCAAAGAGAUCCUUGGGGUUUGUCAAAUCACUCCAAAAUGGAGCCCAUAGCAUUAAACCACCAUAAGCAGUGCAUUGAAUAUAGAGUAUUAUUUUAACAUUUGGGAUCCACUCUCCACAACACAUAUUUUGUACUAAGAACUGUUUCUGUUCCUGCAAUAACAAAUAAUAAUUUAUCCACCAAAGUGCUAUUAACAUUGUAUAAUACACAUUCCCUACAGUAUUUCUGGACCUUGCACUCCAGAAUAAAAACCCUGAUCAGUGUGCGAGGACACAUACAUACCAUUAUAAAUAAAUAGAUCCAUAAUGGUAAAUUAGUCAGGACAUAUCCUUUUAGCUGCUACUACGGUCAUUCUCAGAUACUGGAGGUCACCAAAAAUCCCUACUAUUAAAGAAGUUUUUAAUUAUAUACUAGAAAAUAAGGGGUACAGACUGGCAAUCAGGCAACCUUCUUUGCCGUUAGAUAACCUCAGACACUACUGGGGUGAAUGGGGAACAAAGAUUCAAAGGGAAUAUAGGUUUUUGAUUGCUUGUACAAAGAAAUGUAUUUGGAAAAUAGUUUGACAACAAAAAGUUUUAUUCUAUUAUCCGAUUAUCUGAACUAGGUAUUGUUGUGUCAUGUUAUGUAUACUAGAAUUGGUUAUAGUCAUUAGAAUUUAAGUUGAAAAAAGCUAUUUUGGAUGUAUGCACAACCCUUCCCAUCUUUUCCUUCUCUUUCUUCUUUCUCCCCCCCUCCCACCCUCCACCCGCCCCAUUUCUUUAUUUUUUUUGUUUUACUUAUUAACAUUGUAAUUUAAUUGCAUAGUUCAUUUAUACCAAUAUGUUAUCAUGAUCAAAAUUGAUUGAAUAGUGCCUGUUCAAUACUUUCAUAACUGAUUUACAUAUGAACUGGAUACAUUGAUAUUUACUCUUUUUAUGUAUAAUAUAUGGUAUUUUCUUUUUUUAUUGUAAAAGUUAUUGCUAUUGUAAAAAUAUAUAUUUAAUAACAUUUAUUUGAAAGGGGGGAAAAAAACACCUGGCAAUCUGGAAAAACAGUGUGAUUUAAUUUUUUUUUUUUUUUUUUUUAAAUGUAGUUUUUAUUAUUUUCAAUGUUCAAGAUAUAAUGUGGCAUCAAGCAAGGUUGGGAGAGGCAGGUCCCUAUUAUCAUGUUUUUAUAUAUUUGAUGAUAAUAAUAAACUAUUUAACCAGGAAAGGUACAUUCAGAUUACUCUGGUUUUCAAGUACGUCCUGGGGAUGUUACCUUAGCCCAAAAUCCAGGGGUUGUUACUAUAUUUAAGGUAUUAGAUGAAAACUUGGGAGACUUGCAGGUCUCAUAUGAGUCGUAUUCGAGCAGGAAUUGGAGAUGCGCAGGUCUCCAUCUUAUUAUGUAACAUGAGCAGGACGCGCAGGUGCCUUUGUACAUGAAGUAUGCAGGAAACAUUGCAAAAAGUCUUAUAGGUUAGAGGUUUGCGGUCUUUUGGCUUGGUUGGACUUAACAUUUGCAAAUCCCUUGUCAGGUCUCUACAAAUCCUAGUUUAUUGAAUAACUUUAUCAGUAUUUGUGACGUUAACGCAUUGUGACACAUUAGAUUGAUUUUGGUUACAUUUUUUUUCAUGUCAUGUAGUUCUUUUAGAAGCUCUUUUUAGAAACAUAUGAUUUAUUUUCUUCUCAGUAUGACUCAAUAGUUUGCACAUGAAAAGUUCUAAGUUUCUAAACUUUUGUUUUUUCAUUAAUUUGAUUUUCAGGAAAAUGACGAAAAAGCUAGAAAGAUUGCCAAAGAGGGCCAAGCUCUUGCCAGAGAACUGCUGCAGCCUCAUCGUUUCUACUGCUAUUAUUAUAACGUCUUCCAGGUUGGUUUAACAAUGUAACGAAUAUAAUCUAACCUUUUAUUUAAAAAAAAAAAAGCACUUUUCUCUAUAUAGUGAGCCAACACGACCUUCCAAGGACCAGCAUUACAGACAGGCCAGAUUAACCCUAAAGCACUUUAGGAAAUGAAAGUGCUUUAGGUGACUGGAACAUUCCUUUAGAUAGAAUGUUCAUCAAACUAUUUGAAUGUAACUCAAAAACUGAAAACCGGGAUUUAAAAUCAGUGUCUUGCGUUGAGUAACUUCACUUUGUCAUGCAAAUGUUCAUCAUCAUCUAUAGAUGAUGUUCUUCAAGGCAUUACAAUCUGGUUGGCAAAGAGAUUACCUAGAGAUUGUUGCAGAUCACAUACACUACUUCUUCUUCUUCUUCUGGUGUCUUCAAAAUUUAUUGAAGCAAUGUAUGAGAUUUUGAGUGAUUUCCAUAUAAACCAAACAAUGUUCUGCUUAUACUUUGAGUUGUUACAGUUCGUAAUGCAAACGCCAACAUUUAGACCUAAAAAGCAACACUUUAACUACAGCUGAAUAUAAGAUUUUUUUUUUUUAAUCUGCUACAUUUUGCCAUUACUUUUACAAAUCCCUAUAAAUUGGAGUUUAGUGAAUAAAACCUUUUACAAAGUCAAAUGUAAUUAAUAAUUAAAUAUUAUUUUUUUCUACCUAAAUAAUCUAAAGCAUUUUUUAAAAUUAUGCUUUAUUUUAUCAUAUAUUGCUUCAUUUAUGUUCUGAAUUCAAAGAUCCAGCCCAACCUGUUCUAGUUUUUAACCUUUUUAUUUUCCUAAUGAUUCACAGUAUAACCACUCAGAAUAUUCACUGUUUUUCAGAAUUAUGCUAAGCGACAAACAAGCCGUCCUGCAAUCCGAGAGAAAAUGGAACAUGUACCUCAACCUACUGACAGUUCCGCAGUGUGCCAAUGCCAUAGAAAUAAGAUCGUCCGAGAAGAACUGUAGCAAUUCAGAGGAGUAACAUGCCUACAAAGAAUAUAGGGAGAACGUUUUGGAACUCGGAAUGUCCCAAUGACUACCAGAUUACACACAGUGGUACUAUUGUGGCCAGUGGAAGUAACUGACAUAUUGCUAUGGACACUCUGUCUUACUUCCACAUCACAGCUAUGUACUCUACAGAAUAACACAACCCUCUGUCCCCUCUACCUCUACAUUUUAUUUUAGGUAGCACUACCAUAAAUAUGUAUAUUUCUACAGUUGAAUUGUGUAUAUUGUAGCUAUACACAGAUGUAUUGCCUCCAUUUCCGUAGUGGACACAUGCAUUUUAUUGUUUGCAGGAGAACAGUACAAUUUGGUAAAAGCUUGAGGCACCAAAAUUAUUAGAAAUCUUCCAAUAUCACAUCAUAAAACCAAGUCACGAUUUUUACAUGCUGUACACGACGGCAGAUGAUUUAUGUAGAAAAUGAAAAAGUCUCCUGUAUCUUUAAAACCACCAUUUUGUCUCCCAUUUUUCAAAAGGAAUCAUUGAGCAGUGCUUCUUAAAAAUGAAGUGAAUUCAUUCCACUUAAGUCAGCCAUUUAUAUGAGCGCUUACUGAGAAAACAUGGAUAUGACACAUAUAUCAAGAUUUCAGCUUUAGUCAAUGUUAUUUAUUUAAUAUAAUCUAUAGAUCAUUAGUAGCCACUGUCAUACGCCAGUUGAGACCUUUCAAUUCUGGUGAUGCUUAGCCAGGCAUGGACACUCCUUUUUGUCAUGUAGUGAUUGCUAAAUUGAUGUGGAUCAUAAUAGUUUUGGUUCCACCACAUUUUAAGAGCCACCUACCGAUAACCCCAAAUAUUUAGGUUAACCUUAUCUGCUUCUCUCCAGCUAUCAGAUCUCUGGGUACCAAAAUACCCAACUGUCAAUCACAUGAUGAUGCGAUUACGCACUGGAGAAGGCUCAGAGCCUCGGUAUAUGUUGUAAAAGAUGGAUAUACAAAGACAUGGUUAAUUGUUUUACAUUUCUGUUAUGCUUUUAGCUUUCCAAUGCAUGACGUAGUACAUCAUAGUCUAUUCACCAUGGAUAUCCCUAUUUACCAUCCUAGAACAUAAAUUAUGCAAAAUGAUAAUUGCACUGACACUCUAACAACCAAGCGUUACCAAAGAUUUCUUUACUUUGUUUGGUAUAAAUCACAAUGUAUCCAGUCUUGGUUACUUUGGUUUGGUAAGUAUUCGGCUGCACCAAAUGGAAAUCCAGUCUUUAUUAUUAUCUAACCGAUAUCAUCUACUCUAUUGGUUGCACACUCUGUUCGGUUCCCGUUGGUCAAAACAACAAUCGACACACAAAGUAUUUUGUGAUAAUGUGAAUUCUACUAAAAGGUGUUGUCAAAAAAUGCUGCUGCAAUGUACAGAUUUUUUUUACUUUUUUGUAAUCAAGUUUGUAAUAAAGAAUGCUUGAACAGCUCAAAA
Pelobates cultripes (western spadefoot toad) is the source of this 26255-nucleotide messenger RNA. Lineage: Eukaryota; Metazoa; Chordata; Amphibia; Anura; Pelobatidae. The record is from the annotation of a GenBank genome assembly.